Carcharodon carcharias (great white shark) is the source of this 1673-nucleotide messenger RNA. Its product is annotated as sialic acid-binding Ig-like lectin 11. The transcript is spliced from 7 exons. The coding region runs from base 279 to 1295 and encodes 338 amino acids. The record is from RefSeq and is a predicted model, not a curated record. Lineage: Eukaryota; Metazoa; Chordata; Chondrichthyes; Lamniformes; Lamnidae.
CAAAAACCCACUUGCAGGGACUGGGCUGGAGUUGUGGAUAAUGUCGGCCACAUGACCGAGCAUCGUGGUACAAGAUGCACAAUUUGCCGAGCUGACCAGGGGAGCUGUGUGGUGAUGCGCUGUCCCUGAGCACCGGAAGGUGCAGAUUAGCUGCCUUGACGCUGAUGGACGAUGAAAUUCAGGACGAUCACCAGCCAGUGGAAGGUAGAAAGCGAAAUGUGGUGAAUUGUGAACUCGGUUCCUCUCAGCGUCCCUGAAACCUGCAACAUCUCCCAGUCAUGUGGAGUUGGGUGUUCAUUUCUCUCAUAGCACUGACGGAAGGUGGUGUUGGUGCUCAGUGUUCGGUGCUGCUGCCAGAAAGGGUGGUGACAGUAACUGGUUCCUGUGCAGUGAUCCGCUGCACUAUUGACCCUCUGCUCAGUAACAUCUCCCCGGCAGCAGUGUGGAUAAAGACGGCUUCUGGACCUGAAAACCCCGCCGCCUCAAUCAUUUAUGAUUCGGAAAGUCAGCUCAGGCAGCAGGUUGGUUAUCGCGGGAGAGCGGUGCUUACUGGCAACAUUGGAGAGGGACAGUGCUCCCUUUUAAUAAGGGACAUCAGACAGAGUGACGCGGGCACCUAUCAAUUCAUAGUGACAUUCUCCUCGGGAGGGGACCCUUCAGAUCAACACAGUGAACAUUCGUCCGUCAAUCUGUCUGUUUUCGACAGGCCCACAAUACUCACAGGGCCGACCUGCACCAGAUCUGGGAAUGGGACAGAUUGUACCUGCAGCUCGGAAGCCAAUCCAACAGCCAACAUGACAUGGGCCAUCAAUGGGAGAAUCAUCACUGGGAGCAGGUCAGAUGGAGAAGUCAUCGCCUGGCCGGUGAAUAGAUACCACGUACAGAGCUCCCUGCGACUGGGACACUCAAUUACAACUGGAAUGGUCAUCUCGUGUGCUGCAGCGAAUGGGCACGGUGAUAGUGUCAGCACCUACCAACUGCACUCUGACGGAAUACAUUCCCGGACAAUUCUUUUCAUGAUUGGGGGUGGAGCCUCUGGGCUUGUUGGUUUAAUUGCAGUCCUGGUCGCUGUGAAGAUACGAGGGAUGAAAUGGGAAGAAGCUGCGGGUCUGACUGAAUGGCUGGAAGAUCGGAUGAUUUGGAGGACUCUCCAGGACACAGUAAACCCUGAGAGAAAUGUUCACGGUCAUGGUGGGGAAUUGAUGAACCCCAUGCAGGAUGAAGAGAUUGUGUACACAGCCAUCAAAUUCGCCAAUGUGAAUGGGAGAUGCAGCCUGAGAGUGAACAUCAAUUAAAACAGAACUGCAAAUGAGCAUGAGAACUGCCCUCAGCUUGGAUGGUGAUGGAAGUGAGCAGACUUUAACCCAGCUGAUGUUAUGGAGUUAGACAAACAUCAUCGCUUUGCAAUAAGGACUGUGAGAAUAGAGAUUUUCCUGAAGGGGGAUGCAAUGUUUUCAUUUACAGCCACAAUCUCAUGUUUAGUUGCAGUAGAAUAGUAACUUUUUAAAAUAUUCUUUUAGUGAACAUGUUUUCCUCUGUAUUGUGAAUCUACUUUGCAAAUCAUUUUAAACAUCUCCUCUUGUCAUUAAGCUGCUGAAAUGUAUUGGCCCUCACUGCGCACACUCACAACCGAGGACACGGCUAUAAAAUAAACCCCAGAAAACAGCAGAAAA